AUGAUCAAUUCGAAAAGACUGAACGAACUUUUAAAUCGAGAAAUUUGUGAAAGUGAUGAGAUUAAAGCAAUCAUCCUUGUUAACAAAGAAGGAGGAAUAUUUUCUCUUGGAGUUAAUAAAGAAAGUAUAGAGAUUUCUCAAAUAAACCAUAUUUCUUCAGUAUUAGUAAGCUCUUUUAAUGAGUACAAAUCUAAUAACCAAACCAUCAAAGACCUUUAUUUAGAAAGCUCAAAUGGGAAAUUCAUUAUUGGUCACACUCAUUUUAAGAACCUAUUUCUGAUUGUAUGGUUUGAAUACAAUGCUACUAUUGGAAAAGUACAUAUUAAGUUCAAUAAUAUAAAUAAUGCUUUAUCUGGAUAA
Messenger RNA from Cryptosporidium ubiquitum, 360 nucleotides. RefSeq lists its product as uncharacterized. NCBI's taxonomy places the organism in Eukaryota, Apicomplexa, Conoidasida, Eucoccidiorida, Cryptosporidiidae. The transcript is spliced from 2 exons. The record is from RefSeq and is a predicted model, not a curated record. Bases 1 to 360 code for a protein of 119 amino acids.